AUGGAGAUUAGAGAGAAGAAAGAUGAGAAAAUGGAGAUGGUUAGAAGAAACCCAUCAGCUCUAGAUCAUCAUCGUCUUCCUCAGUACACUUACUCCCAAACCGCCGACAAAGAGAAACCCACCACCAAAAGAAACGGGUCGGACCCGGAUCCGGAUCCGGAUCUUGGAACCAACCCAAUUCUUAUAGCUCCUGCUCCAAGGUCAUACGCUAGGCCUCAACAAACUACUUCUCCUGGGAAGGCGAGGUAUAGAGAAUGCCAAAAGAACCACGCGGCGAGCUCCGGUGGACACGUGGUUGACGGUUGCGGCGAGUUUAUGUCUUCCGGGGAAGAGGGCACGGCGGAGUCUCUUCUUUGUGCAGCUUGUGAUUGUCACCGGAGCUUUCAUAGAAAAGAGAUCGAUGGUUUGUUUGUUGUCAAUUUCAACAGCUUUGGCCAUUCUCAAAGGCCGCUUGUUAACCGCCACGUGUCUCCGAUAAUGAUGAGCUUCGGUGGUGGUGGUGGUAAUGGUGGUCCGGCGGAGUCAUCAACGGAGGAUCUAAACAGGUUUCAUCAAUCUUUUAGUGGUAAUGGAGUGGAUCAGUUUCAUCAGUUCCAGCCCAAGAAACGGUUUAGGACAAAGUUUAAUGAAGAACAGAAGGAGAAGAUGAUGGAGUUUGCUGAGAAGAUUGGUUGGAGAAUGAUAAAGCAAGAAGAGGAUGAAGUGAAUCGGUUUUGUCGUGAGAUUAAUGUGAAAAGACAAGUGUUUAAAGUUUGGAUGCACAACAAUAAACAAGCAGCAAAGAAGAAGGAUUUGUAAGAGAUUCUUAUAUUAUAUAUAUACUAUUUUCCCUUCUCCUUGUUCAUCUUUUAAGAUUUUAUUGUUACAUUUUGGAAAGGAGAUUUGGAUUUAGGUUCAGAAUUGUUGUAUAACAAAAUUGAUUUUAGAGUUCA
Messenger RNA from Capsella rubella, 932 nucleotides. Its product is annotated as zinc-finger homeodomain protein 6. Gene Ontology annotation, cellular component: nucleus. NCBI's taxonomy places the organism in Eukaryota, Viridiplantae, Streptophyta, Magnoliopsida, Brassicales, Brassicaceae. Gene Ontology annotation, biological process: regulation of DNA-templated transcription; regulation of developmental process. The record is from RefSeq and is a predicted model, not a curated record. Bases 1 to 798 code for a protein of 265 amino acids. The transcript has a single exon. Gene Ontology annotation, molecular function: transcription cis-regulatory region binding; DNA-binding transcription factor activity.